AUGGGCGACAAGAAGCGCAAGCUCACGCAGAACCCUGUCGAGGAGGAAGGACACGCCGUUCAGCCCGAGAAGAAGCCCAAGCACGAGAAGGCUUCGAAAGAUAAGAAGGAAAAGAAGGAGAAAGAGGAGAAAAAGGAAAGGAAGUCCAAAUCGCGCGAUGUUGAGGAAACAGUAAACGAAAAAGAAACCGAGGAGAAGGCAGAGGGGAAGGCCGAGGAGAACGGUGAGGAGGUGAAGGAAGAGAAGAAGGAAAAGAAGGACAAGAAAGAGAAGAAGGAUAAAAAGGACAAGAAGGACAAGAAGGACAAGAAAGAGAAGAAGGAUGAAAAGGACAAGAAGGCAAAGAAGGAAACGUCUGAAGGAAAGGAAGAAAAGGAAGAAGAGGUCGAGGACAAGGCCGGCCCCGCUGCUGAGGAGGAAACCGCAGACGCAAUGGACGUGGAUGUAGAGUCCACCGAAAAGAAGGACGACGAGAAAAAGGAUGGUGAGAGCAAGGAGGAGACCCAAGAGGAAAAGAGAGAGAGAAGAAAGAAGAACAAGAAGGAGAAAAAGGAGAAAAAGGCCGCCGAAAGAGCCCAGGCGCAAUCGCAACAAUCUGAAGAGCAACAAGAGCAACAACAACAACAAGAACAACAGAAAUCCGCCCGCUUCAUCGCUUUCGUCGGUAACCUCCCCUAUUCCGCAAACAACGAGUCGAUCAAGGAGCACUUUGUCAAAAAUCCACCUGUCUCGAUCCGCGUCGCAACCGAAAAAGACAAGCCCACAAAAUGCCGCGGUUUCGCAUUCAUCGAGUUCGAGAACUUUGAUCGCAUGAAGACCUGUCUCAAGUUGUACCACCACUCUACGUUUAAUGAUGGGAAGUACCCGCCGCGGAGGAUUAAUGUUGAGCUGACUGCCGGUGGAGGCGGAAAAUCCGAAUACCGCCAGUCCAAGAUCGAGACUAAGAACAAGAAACUGAACGACGAGCGCCAACGCACCGCGAAGCAGAUGUCUAAGGAGAAGGACAGGAAAGCUCGCCACAAGAACGGCGAGCAAGAGGGUGAUGCCGAGGCUGCUGGAGGCGGAGACGACAAUUUCGCUGGUAUUCAUCCUAGUCGAAGAAUGCGCUUGCAGUGA
Molecule: messenger RNA, 1116 nt
Organism: Aspergillus chevalieri
Lineage: Eukaryota; Fungi; Ascomycota; Eurotiomycetes; Eurotiales; Aspergillaceae
Product: RNA-binding protein
Exons: 3
Coding region: 1-1116 (371 amino acids)
Molecular function (GO): RNA binding
Source: RefSeq, a predicted model, not a curated record